AUGCCUCCUUAUGUUAGGGGAGGAGUCUGGACGAAUGUCGAGGAUGAGAUAUUGAGGGCGGCGGUGGCCAAGUACGGGAUGCAGCAGUGGUCGCGAGUUGCUUCAUUGCUGGUUCGGAAAACUGCUCGGCAGUGCAAAGCCCGAUGGACGGAAUGGCUGAGUCCGGCGGUCCGAAAAACCGAUUGGACGGCGGCAGAAGACGAAAAGCUUCUACACUUGGCCCGAAUCAUGCCAAACAUGUGGCGAUCAAUAGCGCCCAUGCUGUCUCGUACGGCCACCCAAUGCCUAGAACGCUACAACUAUUUAUUGACCGGUGCCGGCGAGGAAGAAGAUCACGACGACGAUGCCAUUGAGGGCCGUCCUGCUAGGCCUGAUUUCGUGGAUAUGGACGAUGAGGAGCAGGAAAUGUUGAUGGAGGCGCGUGCUCGACUGGCGAAUACUAAAGGCAAGAAGGCCAAGCGCAAAGAGCGAGAAAGGUAUCUGGAUCAGCAGAAGCGUGAAAAUGUUCUGGAGCAGCGUCAGCUAGACAAGGAGCAGGGGAAAACACCCCAGGCUUUGAAAAUCAAGAAAUCCAAGUACUCUGUCGACUACAAUGCCGAGAUUCCGUUCGAACACCGUGCACCGUCGGGUGUUCACGACACCGAAGCGGAGAAGCUGGAGAAUGCCAUGGUUCUAGACGAGUUUCAAGGUAAGAUUGAAGGUGGAGAAAAGGUGGAGUUUGGAAGGACCCGCAAAGUAGCUAAACAACGCAAAGAAAAGUUGCCGAGACCUACGGUGCUUCCUCUCGAUCUGCCUGCCCCGCAGCCUGAACCAAAACCCCGGCCAGGUUCUAAACUGAAGCUUUUGGGAUCGUUUUCAACGCUUCCGGAACCCAAGAACGAUUUUGAAAUUGCUCCACCUGAAGCAGUGGAAGUACCCGUGGUGAAAAUGAUGGCUCAGAAGGACGCAGAGACACUGUUACGGGAGAAACAACAAGAGCUCGAGAAACGCCAGGCGACCUCCGUGCAAUGCGGACUCCCAAUGCCGCUGCUAGUCCGUGGAUUUGGCUCUGUUUUCGCGGAAAGCGAGUAUGUUGUUGACCAUGCGUACGAGGCUGUAUUACCGAGCCACGAAGCUCUCGCUGCAGCGAACGCGUUGAUUGAUGCUGAAACCAAAAGUGACAACGUCCGAAACCCAGACAGGAGCAGCAUCAGACCGUUCAAGGCUUCUGGUGACCCAGAGUCGGCAGCAGAGGCUGCUGUGUCGUCGGAACUGGCCAUCUACCAUAAGCUGUUGGAUCGGCUGAACAAAACGACCGACGCGUACACCACAGAGACCCUGCGGCUAGCUGCGUUCAAGUCACUGGCCGCUCUCGAGAACGAGGGCAUUAAAGAGCGACUCGCCGACCUCCAAGACGCAAUCGCUCUGGCAAAUAUUUAUUAA
Molecule: messenger RNA, 1422 nt
Organism: Wickerhamiella sorbophila
Lineage: Eukaryota; Fungi; Ascomycota; Dipodascomycetes; Dipodascales; Trichomonascaceae
Product: Pre-mRNA-splicing factor CEF1
Exons: 1
Coding region: 1-1422 (473 amino acids)
Biological process (GO): mRNA splicing, via spliceosome
Cellular component (GO): spliceosomal complex; Prp19 complex
Source: RefSeq, a predicted model, not a curated record